AUGAGGAUUUUCUUGGUUUGGACCCUUUUCCCAGGUGGCUGGGCAGUGACAGGCCCCAGGCAGGUGACAGUAGAGCAGGGCAGCUCACUGGCCCUGUCCUGCAGCUACAAUCCACGCUACAAGCUCAGCUUCAAGUACUGGAGCCGCAAAAGCUCCCUCGUGACCUCCGUGAUCCAAACCGACGGCUCAGAGGUGACGGUGACACGGGACAGGGUGUCCAUCAGGGACAACCACACAGCCAAUUCAUUCACGGUGACCCUGAGCCGUGUCACAGCCGGGGAUGCAGGCCGGUACUCCUGUGGGGUGAAGAGAGUGGGGAUCAGCCGAGGGCACAGCACCGAGGUGAUGGUGUCUGCAGCAGCUGCUUCAAACACAACUGAGAACAGCAACCUGAGCCCAUUGACCACCAAUCCUCUGUGUCCCAGGGGCUGUGGGGAGCCUCCAGUGCUGUCCCAGCGCACUGUCAUCCACUUGCUGCUUCUGCUCAGCAUCAAGGUGCCCGUGGCACUGGCUGUGAUUGGAGGGGCAGCGUGGGAGACCUUUGUUUCGGCUCCCCUUCUCCCCAACGAAAUAGAGUAUAAUUAG
Molecule: messenger RNA, 585 nt
Organism: Melospiza georgiana
Lineage: Eukaryota; Metazoa; Chordata; Aves; Passeriformes; Passerellidae
Product: protein CD300H-like
Exons: 5
Coding region: 1-585 (194 amino acids)
Cellular component (GO): plasma membrane
Molecular function (GO): transmembrane signaling receptor activity
Source: RefSeq, a predicted model, not a curated record